CUUCAAACAGAUUUCGAAAAGACAGCUGGGAGCACCUGCACGGGAAGAGAUGAGCGGCGACCGGUUCCCCGUGGAGGUGAAAGCCCUAGGCUUGCUGAAGCAUGGGAAACAGAAGGCCUACAUGCUUUCUGUGUCCUGGUCAGAUCACACCAAUAUCCUCAUCUACAGGACGUUUGAAGAGUUUAAGAAGCUCCACAAAGAACUGAAGAGGAAAUUCCCCAUUGAAAGCGGCCUGCUGAAGAAAUCAGAACGCACCAUCCCGAAGUUUCAAGCUGCACACCUGAGGCAGAGAAUGGAUCGGAAUCGGAGACAGAGUUUGGAGAGACUGAAGCUGCUGGAGAUUUACUGCACGGAGCUCCUGAAAGUGAAGGCCAAAAUCUCCCAAGGGGAAGACGUGACCCGUUUCCUUGAAGCACAGAGCCAAGACUUAGACCCUUCCUUCCCAGAAAACAGCGUCAUAAUCUUGCCUUCUGAAACGAGAGAGAGGAAAGAGGACACACCCAAGCCCUCCACCCCAACCAUCACGCAGCCAGUCAUCUCCCAAAGUUACAGCUGCAUCGAAGCCUUCGAAACCAAAGACACGAAGAACAGGCCCUUCCACGCCACCAAGGGGGAGAACCUCGAAGUGCUGCUGAAAGACAGAACAGGAUGGUGGCUAGUGGAAAAUGACCAGAAGCAAAUUGCCUGGUUCCCUGCCCCGUAUCUGGAGGAGACGGAGGAAGCAUCUGUCGUCAGAGAAACCAACGAAGAAGAGUUCCUGUAUUACAUCAAACGGUCCUACAAGGCGAGGAACCAGGAUGAACUUUCUGUGAACAUAGGGGUAGUUGUGGAAGUGCUGGAGAAGACAGACAACGGCUGGUGGCUCGUCUGGUACAACGGGAGAGCUGGCUACGUCCCGUCCAUGUUCCUCCGGCCGUACAAAAACCCGCACAGCAAAUUCCUGGCUCUCGCCCACAGCAACCUAUGCGUCUCCACCCCAAACCUCUCUGAUGUCACCACCCCCUUCAGAAGGAAUGCCCCAAACCAGCGGAAAGGCGAUCACCUGGACGCACCCCAGCCUCGCUCGACAAGCGACGCGGAAGGAGAGAAAGACAGCCCCCUGAGUCGAAUCAGGUCUCGAUCUCUCAAUGGGGUUGACCAGGACAGCUUGUCGGAAAGCUCCGGAAGCGGUAGUGAGCAGGGAUUGUACUGGGCCCGGAAAAUAGAAGCCCAGACAUCUACCAGCCCGCCUCAGGGGGUCAUCUACCAGCCCGCCUCAGGGACCCAAGACAGGCCUUCCACACUUCUCGACAGCAAGAAGUGGAGCGACUCCGGCUUCGGUGAGGAGCCAUUUGCCUGUGCGGAUGAUUCCCUCUGCUCCUCCUGUGACUCCGAGGGCUCUCCCGGUGGCCCCACGGUGCCCACGAGACCCUCAGACCAUGAAAUCCUCCAGAAAUGCAGCACCAUAACCAAAAGGGCCGUGCAGAGGGCCCGGCCCCGACCCACUCUGCCCACCUGCUCUCAGAGCCACCACUGA
Heteronotia binoei (common prickly gecko) is the source of this 1516-nucleotide messenger RNA. It is a transcript of the gene NOXO1, whose product is annotated as NADPH oxidase organizer 1. Gene Ontology annotation, molecular function: protein binding; phosphatidylinositol binding; superoxide-generating NADPH oxidase activator activity. Gene Ontology annotation, biological process: superoxide anion generation. NCBI's taxonomy places the organism in Eukaryota, Metazoa, Chordata, Lepidosauria, Squamata, Gekkonidae. The record is from RefSeq and is a predicted model, not a curated record. The transcript is spliced from 8 exons. The coding region runs from base 50 to 1516 and encodes 488 amino acids.